Molecule: messenger RNA, 1173 nt
Organism: Ostreobium quekettii
Lineage: Eukaryota; Viridiplantae; Chlorophyta; Ulvophyceae; Bryopsidales; Ostreobiaceae
Source: the annotation of a GenBank genome assembly
AUGCGGCCGGCCGCGCAGCCCCGGGCGCUGCCCGCCUCCGGGCGGCCGCCACUGCUCUCCACUCCGCCGCCUCCCCCUGGCCGGGCCCCCGCCCACGAAAAUCUUCGCUUCCCCAAUCAGCGCCGUCUUUUGCAUGGGCGCGCUUCGGCCGUGGCGGAACCAACCGCCGAGGAGCUUGAGUUCCUGGAUGAUGACUUGGAUGUCAAUUCCGACGAGCUGUACAAGGAGUUCGAUGCCCUGCUGAGCGAGAGCAAGCCUCGUGCGCAAGUGGGGGACGUCGUGAGCGGGCUGGUGUUCGCCGUGGACCAGAAGGGGGCGUACGUGGACUACGGGCAGAAGGAGGUCGGCUUCGUUCCGGUCUCGGAGGUGUCGCUGGCGGAAGUGAAGAAUGUGUCUGAUGUGCUGUCAGAGGAUGAUGUCCGAGAAUUUGAGAUCAUUUCUUCCAGCCGUGCAAGGGAGUUCGCUGGGGGCUGCAACAUCAUGAGCCUAAAGAAGUUGGAGUUGAACGUCGCCUGGCAGCGGUUACGGCAGUUGCAAGAGAACGAUGUUGUCACCACUGCUCAUUUGGUGUCAGCCAACAAAGGUGGCUACAUUGUGUCUGUGCUGGGUGUGCCAGGCUUCCUCCCAGGCAGCCACCUCUCGAAUCCUUCCUUGAAGAGCACAGACCUCCUUGACACAGAACGUCCUGUAAAGCUGCUGGAUGUUGAUGAGGCAACGAACCGUGUUGUGGUGAGCAAUAGGGUGUAUGUGGGUGGCAACAAAGAUGAGUUCAAGGUUGGAACUGUGGUCCUCGGCACUGUCACAAACAUCAAGCCUUUUGGGGCAUUUGUGGAAGUUGGCAAUGGUGUGGUUGGACUGCUGCACGUCAGCCAAAUCACACACGGCCGGGUUGCUGACAUCACCAAAGUUUUCUCUGAAGGAGACAGGCUCAAGGUCAUGGUUUUGAGCUACGAUCGUGUUAGGAGACGCGUUUCUUUGUCCACGAAAAAGCUGGAGGCAACGCCAGGUGAUAUGCUCAAGGAUCCGGCGCUCGUGUACUCCAAGGCAGAUGAAAUGGCAGAGCGUUUCCGGCAGCAGGUGGCUGAAGCUGAAGCCAAAGCAAAGGCAGAGGAGGAGAGACUUGCUUCACAGAGCAGAAUGGAGCCAGUAAUGGAGAUGGAGCAGUCAACAUGA